GUAAGUAGUUAAUACUAAUGAAUUUUGUUAACUAUAUAUUGUUUUUCCCACUCGACCAUUGCUAUGCAAAUCCUCAUUUGGAGCUUCUAGAAGGAAAAAAUGUAUGAAAAAUUUAAAUGUUUUCACCCGGUAACUUUCAUGUUUGAUAAAUACGUUUAGAAAUGUGAUGAUAUCGCUAAACGACAAAAUUUGCACAGCCAGCCAUUUUAAACGAAAUCAGACCACCCAAAUACCGUAUUUGUUCAACACUUGUCAGCUACACAUUAGGCUCAAGAUUAACAAAUUUAGAAUAUAUAGAAGCCAGUGAAUGGUACUAUUUUAGUACCCUGUUUGUAGAAUUGCACAAUUUGAAGCUGCAAAUAAAAGUAUGAAAAAUACAUUUUCCAGAGCUCUACUGAUUGUAAUGACAUUGAAAAUAUGUGAAGGAAAGUCAACUUGUACACAAACAGACAACGUUUAUAGGAGUUACAGAAUUCCUAUUCCGAACGAAAGGAAUUGCUUAUCAUGUCUACAGUUUGAUUACCGAACUCAAGAGUUUCCGCGGUGGCUGUGUUCAGAUGACUCCAAUUAUUCCGAUGACAUCUUUUAUGUAAUGUAUGAAACAGUUGCUUACGGUGGACAAGAACAAGAGCUCAAAAUUGAAGCAACUAACUUCACGAGAUAUUCAAAUGAGAAUAAUUUUCAAUUCAGCAGCGUAAGGAUACUUGACAUUUCGCAAAAUAAUAUCGGAUUUAUUCCCGAAGCAUUUUUCCUUUUAUUUCCACAUGUAUGGUCAUUAGAUAUUAGCAAAAACAACCUUACGUCUAUAAGUCGAAGUGAUUUUAUAUAUUUAGAAAACUUACAGGUUUUAGAUUUGUCGUUCAAUAGAAUAACUCAUUUAUCUGAUGCGUUUGCGAAUGUUGUCGAUUUGUUUGAUAUCGACUUAAGUCAUAAUAAAAUAUCGAAUAUUCCGAAAGAUCUAUUUCAAAGUCAUAUGCAUUUAGAGAAUCUGAAUUUAAGUUACAACGAAAUGGUUCGUUUUGAGAUGGAGAUGCCAAAGUAUUCCAAGUUUAUCUUGAAUGAGCUGGAUUUAAGCUUUAAUAAAUUAGAAAACGUUAGUAUCAAUAAAGAUGUGAAACGUUUAAUUAUCAGUUAUAACAAAUUAACUGAGUUUUCCUUAAGCCUUGGCGAGAAUUUCGUCUCGUUAAAUUUAAGUCAUAAUCGACUGGUAAAAAUCGAUGACCAUUCGAUGUUAAAUGCAGUUAAUGUUGCAGAUAUAGACUUGAGUUACAAUAAAUUGCAGAGACUACCUACAGGCAGUUUUCGAAAUCAGCAGAAAUUAUCCUCUCUCGACAUUUCCAACAAUUUACUUGCUGAAAGCUCGUUUGGAUCAUACAAUAAUUGGGCGACCUUUUUUUACAGUUUCGCUAUGCUGAAGUCGGUUGAUUUAAAUAAUAAUAUGUGGAUAUGUUCAGAAUUAAAAGAUAUUAUGCAUAUGCUAAAAUCACGGUCUAUUGAUGUGAUUCAAGGAAAUGUUCAUAACAGCAGCAAUAUUUUAGGCGUAAAAUGCAUUGAAACAUACCGAAAUAAUACCAGCCGUUUUAAUGAAUCUGAAAGUGAGAUUGGCCAAACUAUUGGACUUGAUAUAUUGACUCAGGUGCUCGAAAAUAUUGAUCCACAUUUUAAAAGAUUGGAGGAAACCGUACUGAAUCACACUUCAAGUAAUUUGCAAAAAAUAAAUACCACUAUUAUUAAUAUGGAUAAUUUUAAAACGAACAUCAGUACAGUAAUUAAUGAUAUUUUGGCAAAUAUCAGUAAAACAAAUGUUUUUUUUGAAAAUUUUCCAUCAAAUAAUAGCAGUAUAACAAAUAAUGAAAAAAUAGACUAUCAGUUUAUUAAAGACAGGGUUGCAAAUGUGGAAGAACAAAUUAAAAGUAUUGCUGCAUAUCAACAGAACUCGGAAAAAGUCGUUCAUCCAAACUCUGAAACUGCGGACAAAAUUCUGGCAGAAUUGUGGUCGCGACUCGUAAAAAAUAUGACACAACUAAGCCCAAAAACCACAGACUCGGAAAUUAGUGGGGCAAAAAAUACUGCAAAAUUAACGGUUCACUCUGAUAAACAGGUAGCUGAAUCUAAAGAAAUUUUGGAAAGAAUCAGUGAAGGUACAAAUGCUGUUUCGGGAAUGGUAGUUCAGAACUUGUUAUUAUCAUUCAUUCUCGGUGCACUAUUAUAUAACUUAUUCAUCAAAAUUAAAGGAAAGAGGCGAAAUGCCCCUCGAGAUGAACUCAAUUUGGUUCAAGCAUGAUUCGCUUGUUGUUUGGCACGACAAAGUAUUAUUUAAACAACAAUGCUUUUGUGUAUCCCUGAUUGAAUGCGUAGAUCUUGUAACACAAACACAUGGUGUUCCACACGGCCAUAACAGCUAAAAUAAGUGAUUUUAGUGAUUAAUAUUCUAAAGUGUUUCUGAAUUAAAUUUUAAUUAAUUGUUGAUGUUAUCCUGAUAUCAGUUAUUAUAUUAUUGAACGGAAAUGUAUUUUUUUCAAAAAUCAUUUUAGGACUUGAGUUCUGUACAAAAUAAGCUUUUCAUGUGUAGUCGAAUCUUGACCACUUUUCUUGUUCGACCAGCCAACUUUAUUUAGUAGCGGUGUGAUCAUAUCAUGGAUUCAAAGGAAGAAACUUGAUAAUUCUUGCUUCUUCGAAAACGGCAAUGACAGAACAUUUUUGUGGAAUAUUCCACACAUUUUUUACCACGUUUCCGUCGUUUGAAUCCUUUAUUAAAGCGAGCUUUAUUUUUCCACGAGUCACUUCAUUCUCUCACGCAUCUCUUAUUCAUCGUCAUACUAUCCCCAAUACUCUUCAAAUUAGUGUUAAAAACUCCGUUUCUGUUGAAAUAAUCCCACAUCCAUUUGCUGGCUUAAGCUCAGGCGAUGUUAAUGGACAAUAAAUGUCUGGACAAAUCCUCAACUGCCUGGGAAAUGUGCAAAACUGGUCCAUUCUACAUAUUUCCCAUUGGUUCGGGUUCGAGUCUCUUAUAAAAUUGCGUAAACUUUCAACAUUUGCCAGUAUCAUUCACCACAACAGUUGGAGAUGCAAUCUGAAAUUCUAUUUUCUUGAGCAAUUUUAUAUCCUGAAUGAAAUUACGUGUAACUCCUCAUCGAACGGUUUCGUUUUGUCAUUAGCCGUAUUUACUCCAUUAUUGGGAGAGAAAUAGGGCUUCUCUGUCCGUAAAAUACUAGACAUUCUCAAUUUCCAUCUGCGCUUAUAUUUGUAAUCAACACUCCUACCUGAAAACAAAAUCUGCAUUUUGUCCAAACUUCAAUAGCAAUUUUUUAGAGUGCCUUCAAAAGUUCUUCCGUAAAAUAUUCCAAACCAUCGCAUUGGUAAUUGGUGCUGAUUCCUAGCGGAUUCGUAUCGGCCUCAAUCUGAUUUUUCUGAAGAACUUUUGGAACUUCAAGAUUAUUACUUUUUCGGUCGUCAGAUGCUGUUUGUAUAAAUUCUCUAAUAAAACUGGACCUGCUCUCAAUCCCAUUUUCAUAUACAACAUUUUUUCAGGUUCAUAUUGGUAUUGCUACAUUAUUAUUGUAUUUAUUUUGGGAACAAUGGUUGUCCAUAUAAGCAACAGGUUUUCAUUUACUUUUGUUAUUAAUUUGAAUUGUUAUGUAUAUUUUGAAUAAUCCAAAAAUUGGCCGUAACAAUUCAUGUAGCAUUUUAUCUGGAACACCCUGUUUGUGCUAUAUCUUUUUACUUUCUUCGAAAUGAUUUACACGCUGUAUUCAGCUUCUGCUAAUACUUCAUUGCAAUUUAUAACGCCAUUCGCUUACCCUGGCUACUGAAUGUGUUUUUUUGUAAAUUAAAUUUUAUAGAAUUACAAACAUUUGUGUAACGUUUGCUUUUAGCUAGGACUCAUGUAUGUUUUUAUAUUAUAUGUUAUAUUAAAUAAGAUGUGGCUCAGAUGUAAAGCUAUAAUAAGUAAUAUUGUUUAUAAUGUAGCGUUUUAUAGAAGCAAUAAAAUUAGUCUUCUUAUUUAAAAAA
Messenger RNA from Dendroctonus ponderosae (mountain pine beetle), 4011 nucleotides. Its product is annotated as protein artichoke. Bases 368 to 2284 code for a protein of 638 amino acids. The transcript is spliced from 2 exons. Gene Ontology annotation, molecular function: protein binding. NCBI's taxonomy places the organism in Eukaryota, Metazoa, Arthropoda, Insecta, Coleoptera, Curculionidae. The record is from RefSeq and is a predicted model, not a curated record.